GAGGAGAGUGAAGAACUGAGAGAAGUGAAGGAGGAACGUCAUGUCCAACCUGGAGAAAACCCUUACAAGUGUUCACACUGUGACAAGAGAUUCAGUCGGUCAUCAUCUCUGAAAACACAUGAGAGGAUCCACACUGGAGAAAAACCUUACAAGUGUUCACACUGUGACAAGAGAUUCAGUCGGUCAUCACAUCUGAAAACACAUGAGAGGAUCCACACUGGAGAAAAACCUUACACGUGUUCACACUGUGACAAGAGAUUCAGUCGUUCGGGAACUCUGAAAAGACAUGAAAGGAUUCACACUGGAGAAAAACCUUACACGUGUUCACACUGUGACAAGAGAUUCAGUCGUUCGGGAACUCUGAAAACACAUGAGAGGAUCCACACUGGAGAAAAACCUUACACGUGUUCACACUGUGACAAGAAAUUCAGUCGUUCGGGAACUCUGAAAAGACAUGAUAGGAUCCACACUGGAGAAACACCUUACAAGUGUUCACACUGUGACAAGAUAUUUAGUCGUUUAUUACAUCUGCAAACACAUGAUAGGAUCCACACUGGAGAAACACCUUACAAGUGUUCACACUGUGAAAAGAGAUUCAGUCGUUCGGGAACUCUGAAAACACAUGAGAGGAUCCACACUGGAGAAAAACCGUACAAGUGUUCACACUGUGACAAGAGAUUCAAUCACUCAUCAUAUCUAAAAACACAUGAGAGGAUCCACACUGGAGAAAAACCUUACAAGUGUUCACACUGUGACAAGAGAUUUAGUCGUUCAGGAACUCUGCAAACACAUGAGAGGAUCCACACUGGAGAAAAACAUUGCACGUUUUCAGACUGUGACAAGAGAUUUUGUCAUUUAUUACAUAUGCAAACACAUGAGAGGAUCCACACUGGAGAAAAACCUUACAAGUGUUCACACUGUGACAAGAGAUUCAGUCAUUCACUAAAUCUGAAAACACAAACACAUGAGAGGACCCACAGUGGAGAGAAGCCACACCAGUGUGAUCAGUGUGGAACGAGUUUCUGUUUUAAAACUCACCUGAAGCUACACAUGAAGAUCCAUGCAGUGGAGAAACCACAUCACCACAGUCUGAGAUCACGACCUGACGUCGUGAACAAGAAAGACGUGGACAAGAUGUGAAAAAGAAAGGAAAAACAAUGAAUUUCUGGCAUGUCAGAAAUUUUGGUUGCUCCUCGUGCCUAUAUCGCACAGUUGAAGCAGAGCUUCACCUAUUGCCCUAAACUCAGUGUUUUUUCCCUCACUGCGCCGGCGCGAAAACAAGUUUAACAAGUUCAUCUUUAAUGCAGAAAGAAAGAAAAAUUACUUAUUUUCUU
Molecule: messenger RNA, 1334 nt
Organism: Rhinichthys klamathensis goyatoka
Lineage: Eukaryota; Metazoa; Chordata; Actinopteri; Cypriniformes; Leuciscidae
Product: zinc finger protein 239-like
Exons: 2
Biological process (GO): regulation of transcription by RNA polymerase II
Cellular component (GO): nucleus
Molecular function (GO): RNA polymerase II transcription regulatory region sequence-specific DNA binding; DNA-binding transcription factor activity, RNA polymerase II-specific
Source: RefSeq, a predicted model, not a curated record